This is a messenger RNA of Eufriesea mexicana, 714 nucleotides long. RefSeq names its product piggyBac transposable element-derived protein 4-like. Bases 1 to 714 code for a protein of 237 amino acids. The transcript has 2 exons. NCBI's taxonomy places the organism in Eukaryota, Metazoa, Arthropoda, Insecta, Hymenoptera, Apidae. The record is from RefSeq and is a predicted model, not a curated record.
AUGAAAUUAAUUGGAGAUUUAUUAUUCAAGGGCCGGACUUUAUUUACCGAUAGUUUUUAUACUAGCGUUCCUUUAGCCGAAGACCUUCUGACUAAAAGAACAUAUAUUUGCGGUACUAUCAAGAUGAAUAGAAAAUUUCUACCGCCGCAGGCAAAACAAAAACAGAAACGGGGCGAUAUUAUAUCUUUGGAAAAUCGGAGCGGCGUGAAAUUUUUAAAGUGGACAGACAAAAGACCCCUGUGCAUGCUAACCACUUCGAGAUCUCAGAAUUGCGCCUUAAUUCGUGGCAAAAAUGAUAAAUUAAAACCAGACGCCGUCUUUUCAUACAAUAGUGCGAAAAAAGGAGUGGAUUUAUCUGACCAAAUGUGUUCCUACUAUAAAUGCUUGCGGAAAACGGUAAAAUGGUACCGAAAAGUUGUCAUGGAACUAAUAUGCGGGACCUCAUUAGUAAAUGCGUGGUACAUCCACAACAAUGUUGAAAAUCCCCCUAAUGACGAAGUAAUAGUAAGUAGACGAAAAAAACAUUUUCUAAGUACAUACCAAGGACCCGCGAGGAAGAUGAGGAAGAGGUGUAAAGAGUGUUACAAACGUUUAACAAACUUAAAAGGUACACGGUACGCCACAAACAAAACAAAAAGAAUUAUGACCUUUUGUAACAGUUGCCCGGAUAAGCCGCCACUUUGUUUAAAAUGUUUUAAAAAAUUGCACCGGUAA